UUUCACCCGGAGUGGGAGGAGGAGUAUUUUUUUGUUUUUGCUAAUUCGAAGGCUAUUUGCCUCAUCUGUAAUUCGAGCGCCGCCUUGUCCAAAAAGGGUAACCUGGAGCGACAUUUUAAGACGAUGCACGAACAGUACGAGGCAGAUUUCCCUCCUAAAAGUUCUUCACGGGCUCGGAAAGUGCGGGAGCUGAAAAACAAGCUGGCAGCCCAGCAGUCGAUUUUCACUCGGCCCAACAGAAAAGGUAAGGCUGCUACGAUAGCCUCAUACCGUGUCAGCCACAUCCUGGCACAACACAAGAAGCCAUUCAGCUAUGGAGAAGUUAUGAAAGAAGCGUUUAUCGAGGCUGCAGAUGCGCUUUUUCGUGAUUUUGAAAAUAAAAGUGAGAUCGUGGGUGCUAUUGAAGACGUUCAGCUGUCCAGACAAACGGUGACACAGCGAUGUGAGGGAAUGGCUGUGGAUGUGGAGGAGCAGCUCAAACAGGACAUCGAACAAUGUGAGUGUUUCUCUCUUCAGUUUGAUGAGUGGACGGACAUGAUGGAUGUGGCCCAGCUKUGUGUUUUUAUCAGGAUGGCCUUUGCAGACAUGAGUGCAAAAGAGGAGCUGCUCACCAUCUUGCCUUUGAAGGGACACACAAGAGGAGAAGAUAUUUUUAAGGCUUUUAUAGAGUUUGCUAAUAAAAGCAACUUGCCCCUCUACAAACUCAUUUCCAUAACAACUGAUGGCGCUCCAGCAAUGACCAGUCACACCAGUGGAUUUGUUGCRCUCUGCAAGCAGAAUGAUGCUUUCCCAGAUAUUUUGAACUAUCACUGCAUAAUCCACCAACAGGCACUGWGUGAGAUUUUAAACAUGAARGAAGUGAUGGAUGUUGCCAUGAAAACUGCCUGCUCCAUAAGGGCCAGGAGUCUGCAGAGGAGGUUGUUCCGGGCUCCCUUGGAGGAGGCAGGAGCAGACGACACAGACCUGCUGCUGCACAUGGAUGUGAGGUGGCUAAGCAGAGGUAAAUUUCUGGCCAGAUUCAGUGAGCUGUUGCCUGAGAUCAGGGAUUUCCUGAAGCUGUCAGGCCACGGUGAACAUUCAAAACUAGAGGACACCCAGUGGCUUUUGGAUUUAGCCUUCCUCACAGAUCUCACCGGCCUGCUCAAUGAACUGAAUUUGAAGCUUCGGGGAAAGGACAAAAAUAUAAUUCACAUGAUCACUUCUGUGAGCACCUUCCAAAGCAGGCUGAAACUUCUCACGGGUCGGYUGCAACAAAGGAACCUGCGAAACUUUCCACACAUGGAGGCAGAGCUACAGCGUCAAGGGCAAGAUGUCGCACAACUCRACAUYGCACACUAUUCCAAGCAGGUUCAGAUCAUCUCAUCAGAUUUUGAGAGACGAUUUAUUGACUUUUUCUCCAUCGCGCCUAUUACCAGCUACAUGUGUUAUCCUUUUGGAAAUGUUGAUGUGGAUGACAUUGUGUCCAAAUUGGUGUCCGUGUUUCAGCUGGACUGCUCUGGGGUUGAAAAUGAGGUUUUGACUCUGCAAAAUGACAUUGGGAUCAAAUCCAGAGCAACAAAURACGUGGAUGGAGAGUUCUGGAGUCUGCUGACGGAAGAAAAGUAUCCCAACAUCAGAAGAUGUGCUUUGAACUUGACAGCACUUUUUGGAUCAAMCUACCUGUGUGAGUCUGCUUUUUCAYACAUGAAAAUCAUCAAGUCCAAGAACAGACCCACAAUGACCGAUGAUCAUCUGGAGAUCUGCCUGCGCCUCGCAACCACCUCAUACUGCCCCGCCUAUGAGACCCUGGCCUCCUCACAGUGUCAGAAGUCCCACAAAGGUGGUGAACCAGGUGGGACUCUUUGAACGGCCUUUGGAGCUGGCAGUUUGGACCAGUGAGGGACUGAGCCCUUCAACACCUGCAGAAGACACACCAUCCUGCAUGCUGCACAGGGAGCCAGCUGCCUAGUUUAGAUAUUUAGGUUUUAUUGAGGUUUGAAAUAGUUGUUUCAGAUUUGUGAAUCUGCACGUUUGUAAGUCCCUUUUUGUAAGUAGCGAGUUUUACACGUUUUGCAUCAGUUACGAUGAACAUUUCUGUUGAAGUAAAGUGACAAAACUAAAGAACUUCGUGGUUUGGGAAUCUUAGUGCGCCACACGUACACUGACCUCUUGGUGUGCAGUGCACCAUGGGAAUCCUCCUGCGCUACACAAGAUCCGGCAAGAACACAGUGGUGAACAAAGUCUAAUGCUGUACAUCUGUCUAAUUUGAGACUCUUCCUUUUUUUAAAGACAUUUUGCAUUACAUGUCUUAAAUGGUAUGCUUCAUGAGCUGAUCAGUAAAGUCAGAGGAAGCCUAAUAAAGUGUCAUCAUUUUGUUAUUAGGGUUCAGAAAUUCUCAACACGUCAAACAAAAUCAUCUUUAGGGAUUUGAUUUGUAGAUUUACUCCUUGAUGGCCGUUUUACUCUAAAWUGGUUGCCUGUUUAGAAAAUAGGAAUCAUUAUCAGUUGCUGCAUGUGUCUGCAGUUUUUAACAUAAUAAAAUGUGACUCCAGAAUUUUUCACAAGGACUUUUUUUUUUAUGUCUAAACGGCAUGUAUGAUGUAAUCAGCUAUUUGACCUCCCACAUCAAAACAAUUGCUGGUUGUGUAAUGAACAUGUUGGUUUGUUUCCAGUCUUAAUGUGUCUUUAUUUUUAGUCAGGAAGUAAAGAGAAGACCUCCCUUUUGUGGUAAAAUGCAAGAGUUCAUGGUUUUGAUGCAAAAGUCAUGUGCUUUGACUUUGAAAAAAGGGCGGCACUCUUCUGCCAUGUUGAUCCAGAUUGUUUUUGUUUUGUUGUUCCUCCCCUGUAUGGAGAGAAGAGAGGAGAGUUAUUUGAAUAAACGGAGACGAGUUCCCGUCYUCCAAAGUUA
This is a messenger RNA of Austrofundulus limnaeus, 2887 nucleotides long. Its product is annotated as zinc finger BED domain-containing protein 5. Lineage: Eukaryota; Metazoa; Chordata; Actinopteri; Cyprinodontiformes; Rivulidae. The record is from RefSeq and is a predicted model, not a curated record.